AUGGCUGCUCCGGCUGCGAGUGCAGGGCUGGAUGCCAAGCUGAAGAACUUGCAGAGCGCACAGGUCGGACAGGCGCAGGCCACCGUGGUGGAGUCGAAUGAGCUGACGUACGAGCGGAAGCAGCGCGGCUUGGAAAGCCACAUUACUGGCGAGGGAAACACGGUCAACUUUCACACCAGACAGGGUGAAAACUUCCAGGUCACUCCUGAUGCGCUGCCGUCGCCAUCGGCUGCGGCUGCUGAGGAGGCGAUUCCGAUGGACGACGAGCAGAUCUACUCGCCGUCGUGGACCGAGAGCCUGCCCAAGGGUACCUCGAUGAUGGAGACUGUCAUCAACGGACGCACUGUGCGAUACCUGUCCGACGGCGCCGGAGCAGUGUCGUCGGAACUUGCCGCCGACGAGCCGCGGUACAUGCUGAAGUCGGGUGGCAGCGGCGAGUCCGAGUCGGUAGCGAUCGCAGGCCACCCGCUCCACGGCGAUGCCAUCUUUGUUGCCGGUCAUGUCCAGCACCCGCGGACGAAGCGCCGCGCAGAAGACACGCCAACAACCGCCAGCAGUGUAUCAGCAUCUUCAACCGCCGUGCCGAUGGACGACGAGGGUGAGGAGCCCGAGGUCGAUGCCGCCUCCCUCAAUCCUCGUCCCGGCAAGCGCACCAAGCCGCUUGACUAAUCACAGCCCCCCC
This is a messenger RNA of Thecamonas trahens ATCC 50062, 682 nucleotides long. RefSeq lists its product as uncharacterized. Lineage: Eukaryota; Apusomonadida; Apusomonadidae. Bases 1 to 669 code for a protein of 222 amino acids. The record is from RefSeq and is a predicted model, not a curated record. The transcript has 2 exons.